Molecule: messenger RNA, 167 nt
Organism: Paramecium octaurelia
Lineage: Eukaryota; Ciliophora; Oligohymenophorea; Peniculida; Parameciidae
Source: the annotation of a GenBank genome assembly
AUGGAUUUUUAAAUCUGCAAUUACAUAAAGCAGGUAUUUAUGUAUAUAUAACAUAAUAGCAUCUAUUUAACAUCCCUUUACAAUUUAAAGGCUUUUCUCCCGAAACUUUAUCAUAUUUUUCCUUGAGUUCCUUAUUGGAGAACUCCUCUACUAACUCAAAACCUUGA